AUGAAAAGUUCAAGUUAUUUAUCAACUCGUUGUUUACUCGAACUUACUGAACUAUUUGGUCAAGAAUUUCCUAUAGCUUCAUUUAUAUUGCGAAACUGUACUUACGUCGAUGAUAUCCUCUAUUCGUCAUCAGAUCUUAGUGAAAUAAAAGAAGCUAAGCAACAAUUACAGUCUUUGCUACAAAAAGGAAGUUUUGAAACACAUAAAUGGUCAACUAAUGAUCCAGAAAUAUUGUCUGAUGUUCCAAUUAGUAAACAACAUUUUGACGAGCUAGAGUUGCAAAAGGAUAAUUAUACCAUGAAAGUAUUAGGUUUAAAUCUAGAUGUAAAGAAUGAUUGGUUUAAUAUCACAUGCCCAGAAACUAUUGAUAUAAAAUCGGUAACAAAAAAGUCAAUUUUAAGCUGUAUUGCUAAGUUUUAUGAUCCACUUGGAUUUGUGUGUCCAAUUAUAGUAAAGGCUAAGAUUAUUAUGCAGAAACUGUGGGCUGAAGGUAUUAGUUGGGAUGCUUCUCCCUCCGAUCAUGUUAAAGAAGAAUGGUUGUUUUUUAUUGACGGUCUCAAGGCAAUGGAACCGAUUCAUAUUAAUAGAAAUAUACCAAUUCCAUUAGGUUCUAAGGCUGUUCAAUUGAUCGGUUUUGCCGAUGCCUCAAGUAAAAUAGGCUACGGAUGCUGUGUAUAUCUUAGAACGGUAGACUCUGAUUGUAAUGUGCGCAUGUUUCUUUUAUGUGCGAAGUCCAGAAUUAAUUCGUUUUCGAAACCAAUAACGAUACCACGGUUAGAGUUGAAUGCGGCCUUAUUGCUAUCAAGUCUAGUACGGAGGACAUAUGAAACGUUACAGCUCAAACUUUCAAUUGAUAGUGUUUAUCUCUUUACCGAUUCUAAGAUUGUUUUAGGUUGGUUGAAUACUGAUAUUUUUAAUUUACAAGCAUAUGUGGCUAACCGAGUAAAAGUGAUUACAGAAAAAACUGUACAAUUUCAAUGGAAUUAUGUUAAAACAAAGGAAAAUCCAGCCGAUUUAAUAAGUAGAGGUAUAGAUCCAAAAGAAUUACCAUCUUGCUUUCUAUGGUGGGACGGACCAGACUUUCUAAAAGACAAUAGGUACAAUUUUACAAACAAGGCUUCCUUACCUAUCGACUUACCUGAAUUAAAGAAUUCUGGUGCGGCUGUAGAUUCUUCUAAGACUAAAUGUAAUUAUUUAACUACAAAGGAAUUGCAACAGUCAUCGCAAAACAUUAUUAAACACGAACAAAGUAUCCAUUUUAGCAAGGAAAUAAAAUCGUUGACUGAAAGCAAAGAUGUAGAGGGUCCGAAGUUGCUCCUUUCGAGUCUUAAUCAAAGGUACUGGCUGAUUAAUGGCAUGCAACAAGUUAAGAAAAUAACUUAUAGAUGUCUUGUUUGCUUUAAAUUGAAGGCAGAGGCGGCAAAGCAACUGAUGGGUUCGCUACCAUAUCAACGUGUUACUGCCUGUAGGCCUUUCCAGACCGUUGGCGUAGAUUUUGCCGGUCCACUUCGAGUUAAGAAUUCUAGAGUCAGACGUGCAAUCGAAACUAAAGGUUAUAUAUGUGUAUUUGUUUGUUUCGUAACGAAGGCGGUUCAUCUUGAACUAGCUUCAGAUUUGAGCACCGAAACCUUUCUCGCCUGUUUUAAAAGGUUCAUUUCGAGACGUGGCCUUCCCAGUGAAAUUUUCGCUGAUAAUGGAGGUGCUUUCAAGGGUGCGGCGAACCAAUUUGUUGAACUUUACCGGCUCCAAGCUUCCAAGGGUCAUCAAACGCGAAUACAAGCGUAUGCAGCGCAGCAAGGGGUGAAAUUUCACUUCAUACCCAGUUAUUCACCUACUUUUGCUGGCCUGGCAGAAGCUGCUGUCAAGAGUACCAAAUUUCAUUUAAAAAGGAUUUUACAAAAGCUUUUGUUAACAUAUGAGCAAUUGUACACAAUUUUAGUUCAGAUAGAGGGUGUCUUAAAUUCAAGGCCUAUUUUACCUAUGAGUUCUGAUAUAACGGAUUUUAGUUAUCUAACUCCCGGUCAUUUCUUGACUGGUAAUGCUAUUGUAGCUUAUCCUGAAAAUGAUGUAUCAGAUUUACCUAUUAAUAGACUAAGUUUUUGGAAACAAUGUGAACAUUUAAAACAAUGUUUUUGGAAAAUAUGGCAUAAGUACUAUUUAAAUGCUUUGCAGUUUAGAUCCAAAUGGCAAAAGAGUUAUCCUAAUGUAACAGUAGAAAUGUUGGUGAUACUCAAGGACCCAAACAAUCCUCCUUUGCACUGGCCUAUGGCUAGAAUAAGUAAGGUUUUUCCAGGUAGAGAUGGGAAGUAUAUAAUAGAAGGUAAGAUAGAAGGAAGGAGGGGAAAAGAGAAACCAAGGCAUAGUUACAUCAGGCAGAUCAAGGAAGGUGUUGGUGUUGUAUCGUGUCAAGAGGUGAAGAGACACGCAGAAAACCGUAAUUUGAGGUCAUCGCCCCAUUUACAAGGUGCUCUCGUGACGUCAAAAGUGCCUGAAAAGUACCAACAAAAACCAACGAGUACAUACACUGGAAUAGUUCAUUACACAAACAAUGAGCCUGACUCGCAGAACAACUAA
Galleria mellonella (greater wax moth) is the source of this 2574-nucleotide messenger RNA. RefSeq lists its product as uncharacterized. Gene Ontology annotation, molecular function: nucleic acid binding. NCBI's taxonomy places the organism in Eukaryota, Metazoa, Arthropoda, Insecta, Lepidoptera, Pyralidae. Gene Ontology annotation, biological process: DNA integration. The transcript is spliced from 5 exons. The record is from RefSeq and is a predicted model, not a curated record. Bases 1 to 2574 code for a protein of 857 amino acids.